This is a messenger RNA of Trichoderma breve, 471 nucleotides long. Its product is annotated as ribosomal protein s13/S18 domain-containing protein. Gene Ontology annotation, biological process: translation. Gene Ontology annotation, molecular function: structural constituent of ribosome; RNA binding. The record is from RefSeq and is a predicted model, not a curated record. Bases 1 to 471 code for a protein of 156 amino acids. Gene Ontology annotation, cellular component: ribosome; small ribosomal subunit; cytosol. Lineage: Eukaryota; Fungi; Ascomycota; Sordariomycetes; Hypocreales; Hypocreaceae. The transcript is spliced from 3 exons.
AUGUCGCUCGUCACGGGAGAGAAGACGAACUUUCAGUUCAUUCUCCGUCUUCUGAACACCAACGUCGAUGGAAAGCAGAAGGUUAUGUACGCCUUGACCAAGAUCAAGGGUGUCGGUCGCCGAUACUCCAACUUGGUCUGCAAGAAGGCCGAUGUCGACCUGAACAAGCGCGCCGGUGAGCUUACCUCCGAAGAGCUCGAGCGUAUCGUCACCAUCAUCCAAAACCCUACCCAGUACAAGAUCCCCGCCUGGUUCUUGAACAGACAACGCGAUAUUGUUGACGGCAAGGACUCUCACAUCCUGGCCAACGGUGUCGACUCCAAGCUCCGUGAGGAUCUGGAGCGCCUCAAGAAGAUCCGUGCCCACCGUGGUCUCCGACACUACUGGGGUCUCCGUGUCCGUGGUCAGCACACCAAGACUACCGGUCGUCGUGGCCGAACUGUCGGUGUCUCCAAGAAGAAGGGUGGCUAA